Messenger RNA from Pangasianodon hypophthalmus (striped catfish), 7190 nucleotides. RefSeq names its product Rho-associated, coiled-coil containing protein kinase 1 (gene rock1). The record is from RefSeq and is a predicted model, not a curated record. Lineage: Eukaryota; Metazoa; Chordata; Actinopteri; Siluriformes; Pangasiidae. Gene Ontology annotation, biological process: mitotic cytokinesis; regulation of cell junction assembly; actomyosin structure organization. Gene Ontology annotation, molecular function: Rho-dependent protein serine/threonine kinase activity; ATP binding; small GTPase binding. Gene Ontology annotation, cellular component: cytoskeleton; cytoplasm. The coding region runs from base 821 to 4912 and encodes 1363 amino acids. The transcript is spliced from 33 exons.
CGGUCGGCGCGAGCCUCAGCAGCAGUUUGAACAGGAAGGCGGACAUGUUGCUCAGGCACUGGGAGAAUUUAUUAUUUUUGAAACAAACAACGUCGAUCAAAGUCUGAUUUAUCGAUGUUACUGCACCUCACUGGAUUAAAUCUACUUCUUAGUGACGUCUGAAACUUGAGAUUUAUCCGCAGUGGAGACUUUUUUUUUUUUUUAAAUGAAAACGGGAUAUUUUUUUUUAAAGUGUUUGAAAUUCUGAAGGCGAAGUUUUUUUUUUCUGUUUUUUUUUUCCGCCGCUUCUUUGCAGCUGUCAGAGUGAUAUGGAUUCAGGCCUGGGAUCAUCACAACUUUAUAACUUUCCAUACUAUUUUUAUUAACUUCUCAAUCACCUAUCUGACUCUAUAUGUCAUUUUUAAAAAGAAAAGUAUAUAUAAAUAUAUAUAUGUGUGUAUUUGGGCGCUAAUUUAAGCCAGCAGCAGCAGGAGCAGCAGCAGCAGCAACAAUCAGUUACUGGAAGUUUUUUGUUUUCUUUUCCAACUUGCCAUGGACUAAUCAGGAUAAAAACGACCUAACUUUCAUUUUUAGACUCUUCUUGUUGUGUAAAGAUGCGGAUUUCUGUCGUGUUUGGCUCCUUUCCGCGCAGUGACGAGACUGAAAAGCUGAAAAGGCAGAAGAAUCCGCUCCUCUGAUCAAACUCGCACUCAAAAGGAAGUGAGCUAGCUGGGAGCUAGCAGGCUAAACUCAUUAGCUGGCUAGUCGCAAGGAUUAAAACACCAACUAUAUAUAUUUUAAUUUAUCGUGGGAUUGAACUUUAAUAUCAAGAGAUUAAAAAAUGUCUGCUGGGGAGAGUUUAUCGGCUCGUUUUGAGAAAAUCGACUGCAUGCUGAAGGAUCCCAAGUCAGAGAUCAACACCGACUGCCUGCUGGACGGUUUGGAUGCUCUGGUCUACGACCUCGAUUUUCCCGCCCUGAGGAAGAACAAGAGCAUCGACAACUUCUUAAGCAGAUAUAAGGACACGAUCAGUAAGAUCCGGGAUCUGCGGAUGAAGGCUGAUGACUACGAGGUGGUGAAGGUGAUCGGGAGAGGAGCGUUUGGAGAAGUGCAGCUCGUGAGACACAAGGCCAGCAGUAAGGUGUACGCUAUGAAGCUUCUCAGUAAGUUUGAGAUGAUAAAGCGCUCGGACUCGGCGUUCUUCUGGGAGGAGAGAGACAUCAUGGCCUUCGCUAACAGCAACUGGGUCGUACAGCUGUUCUACGCCUUCCAGGACGACCGCUAUCUCUACAUGGUGAUGGAGUACAUGCCUGGAGGAGACCUGGUCAAUCUGAUGAGCAAUUACGACGUGCCCGAGAAGUGGGCUCGCUUUUACACCGCCGAGGUGGUGCUGGCGCUCGACGGCAUCCACGCCAUGGGCUUCAUCCACAGGGACGUGAAACCUGACAACAUGUUGCUGGACAAAACGGGCCACUUGAAGCUGGCGGAUUUUGGCACUUGCAUGAAAAUGAACAAGGACGGCAUGGUACGAUGUGACACAGCGGUGGGAACUCCAGACUACAUUUCUCCAGAGGUACUAAAGUCUCAGGGCGGAGACGGCUACUACGGCCGAGAGUGUGACUGGUGGUCUGUGGGAGUUUUCCUCUACGAGAUGCUCGUCGGGGACACGCCGUUUUACGCCGACUCUCUGGUGGGAACCUACAGCAAGAUCAUGAACCAUAAAAACGCUCUGACGUUCCCUGAAGACAGCGACAUCUCUAAAGACGCCAAGAGCCUCAUCUGCGCCUUCCUCACCGACAGGGAAGUACGGUUAGGACGUAACGGAGUCGACGAGAUCAAGCGGCAUGCUUUCUUCAAGAACGACCAGUGGACCUGGGAGAACAUCCGCGAGACGGCCGCCCCGGUGGUGCCGGAGCUGAGCAGCGACAUCGAUACGAGUAAUUUUGACGAUAUAGAAGAGGACCGGGGAGAGGAGGAGACCUUUCCCAUCCCAAAAGCCUUCGUUGGGAAUCAGCUCCCGUUUGUGGGCUUCACCUACUACAGCGGUCACCAGUUUUCUCGAGGAUCGAGCACAAAAACCAGCAACAAGCAUGACAGCGCUACUAAAGAGGACAAGAGCCAGUUGGAGAAUCUGUUGAAGAAAAUCCACCAGCUGGAGGAGCAGCUUCAUGGAGAGAUGCAGCUCAAGGACGAGAUAGAGCAGAAGUGCAGGGCCUCCAACACCAAACUAGACAAGAUCAUGAAAGAGCUGGAUGAAGAGUGUAACGCAAGGAAAAGUGCAGAGUCCAGUGUCUCCCUGCUGGAGAAGGACAAGCUGAUGCUGCAGCACAGAACCACGGAGUACCAGAGGAAAGCAGAUCAGGAGGGAGAGAAGAGACGCAACCUGGAGAACGAGGUUUCCACUCUGAAAGAGCAGCUGGAGAACAUGAGGAAGCUCAGCCAGAACACACAGGCUUCCAGUGAGAAGAUCGCCCAGCUGCAGCACCAGCUCGAAGAGGCCAACGACCUGCUGCGGGCUGAGUCGGACACGGCGGCACGGCUGAGGAAGAGUCAGACGGAGAUGGCGAAGGCCAUGAGUCAGCUGGAGUCACAGAAUGGAGAGCUGCAGGAGAAGAGCCGAGCGGCCGACGACGCCAGGAGACAGCUAGAGAGAGAACUGCUGCAGCUGCAGAAUACGCUGGACACGGAGAGACGGACCUGCAGCCAGGGAUCUGAGGAGAUCCGCCAGCUCCAGGCUCGCAUUACGGGGCUUCAGGAGGACAACAAGAACCUGAAGCAGAGCAUGUCCAAGGUGGAGACAGAGAGAAAGCAGACACAGGAGAGAAACAACGUUUUGGAGAAGGAGAGGAACAGUAUGGAAAUUGAUCUGAACUAUAAGCUGAAGAUCCUGCAGCAGCGUUUGGAUCAGGAGAUAACGGAGCACAGAGUCACACGAGCUCAGCUCACCGAUAAAUACGAGUCCAUCGAGGAGGCCAAAUCUGCUGCCAUGCAUGCGGUGGAGCAGAAGGUGUCCGAGGAGAGCCUGCUGCGCCUGCGGGCUGAGAGUCGGGUGGUGGAAGUGGAGAAGCAGUGCUCCAUGCUGGAGUUCGACCUCAAGCAGUCCAUCCAGAAGAUGGAGCAGCUCAUGAAGCAGAAGGACAGGCUGGAGGACGAGGUGAAGUCUCUGCAUGUUCAGCUGGAGCAGGAAAGCGGGAAGCGAGCGAUGGCUCAGAGCGAGCUGAAGAACUGGAGCGGCGAAGCUGAAAGACUGAGAGGAACGGAGAAGCAGCUGAAGCAGGAGAUCAACGCGGCUCUGGAGACCAAACGCUCGCUCGAGUUCCAGCUCGCGCAGCUCAGCAAGCAGUACAGAGGGAACGAGGGUCAGAUGAGGGAACUGCAGGACCAGCUGGAGGCUGAGCAGUACUUCUCUACGCUGUACAAGACUCAGGUGAAGGAGCUGAAGGAGGAACUGGAGGAGAGGAACCGAAUAGUGCAGGAGACGCAGAGGAAGGUGCAGGAGAUGAACAGCGAAAAGGAAUCUCUGGUGGCUCAGUUGGACCUGACGGUGACGAAGGCCGAGUCGGAGCAGCUGGCGAGAGCGUUACAGGAGGAGCAGUACUUCGAACUGAGCCAGGAGAGCAAGAAGAGUUUAGCACGACACAGACAGGAGCUGAUCGAGAGGGAAUCGACUAUAGCACGGCUUGAGGAAUCCAACAAAACUCUGACCAAAGACGUGGAGAACCUCAGCAGGGAGAAAGCCGAGCUAGACGAGAAGCUCCAGUCUCAGGAGGAAAUGUUUGUGGCCACGAAAGAAGAAAUUUCAAAUACCAUCAAGGCCAACUACGAGAAGAUCCUCAACCAGGAACGAACACUUAAGACGCAGGCGGUGAAUAAACUGGCCGAGAUCAUGAACCGUAAGGACAUGAAGCUGGACCAGAAGAAGCGCGGCAGCACCGCGGACCUGCGCAAGAAGGAGAAGGAGAACCGCAAACUGCAGCUGGAGCUCAACCAGGAGAAGGAGAAGUUCAACCACAUGGCCAUCAAGUACCAGAAGGAGCUCAGCGAGAUGCAGGCGCAACUGGUGGAGGAGAGCACGUACCGUAACGAGCUGCAGAUGCAGCUGGACAGUAAAGAAAGCGACAUCGAGCAGCUCCGAGAGAAACUGAACGACCUGCAGCUGCGCAUGGAGAACACGAGUGUGACGAGUCUACAGACGGACGACGUCGACAGCAACACUGCGGAAUCGAGAUUGGAAGGCUGGCUCUCCAUCCCGAACAGAGCCAAUAUCAAGCGAUACGGCUGGAAGAAACAGUAUGUUGUGGUGAGCAGUAAGAAGAUCCUGUUCUAUAACGACGAACUGGAUAAAGAGCAGUCCAAUCCCUCCAUGGUGCUUGACAUUGACAAACUCUUCCAUGUGCGUCCGGUAACUCAAGGCGAUGUUUACCGUGCCGAGUCAGAUGAAAUUCCCAGAAUAUUCCAGAUUCUGUACGCCAAUGAGGGCGAAUGCCGGAAGGACGUGGAUAUGGAGGCCAUUCCUCAAGGAGAGAAAGCUAACUGCCUGGCUCACAAAGGGCACGAGUUUAUCCCUACACUCUACCACUUCCCCUCAAACUGCGAGGCCUGUGCCAAGCCGCUGUGGCAUGUCUUCAAACCACCGCCUGCACUAGAAUGCCGCCGAUGCCACGUCAAGUGCCACAAAGACCACCUGGACAGGAAGGAGGACGUCAUCGCGCCAUGCAAAGUGAACUAUGACGUGACGACAGCACGUGACAUGCUCCUGCUAGCCCUCACCCAAGACGAGCAGAAGAAAUGGAUUGGCCAUCUUGGCAAGAAGAUUCCCAAAACACCUCCAUCUAGUUUCUCUCGAGCGUCCCCUCGCACCAUGAGCACUCGCUCGGUAGCUAAUCAAUCGUUCCGCAAGAACCCUAAAAACAUCUCCGGAAAGUCCAGCUAACCACCUGAAUCUUCUCUCUGAAACAUUGGGACUCCUCAAUUGGGACUUUAUACAUCAUCUAUUAAUAAAUAAAAACCUUAAACAAAAGCAUUUAAAGAUAAAUAAUGGAAUUUAACCCUAAAUCACCGUUUCACACACGGACGGAGAAGCCGGUGGGAAAAUGCUCCUCCUGUCCUCUAUGCGUUUUACACAGCUCGUGAUGGGACCACGUGUUGCUCUGAAGGGAACUUUGAUGGGAUUCGUAAUAAAUGGUUCUUCACUCUUGGGAAAAAGUCGACUCUAAAAUUGGCGACUGCAAUGUUCGAAACCUCGGCCUGAUGGACUCUCUCAGCCUUACCGUUCCUGGCGGGCAAUAAAUUAACAUGGGGCAAUAAUCAAGACGGAGUACUGGGUACUGAGUAUUAGUCUUUUUUUUUUUUUUUUUUUUUUUUUUGAGGAGCAUGAAAGAUCAUUACAAAUCUAUGCAUAUUGUUAUUAUUUUAGUUGCUGUUGAGUCCUUCAAGCCACAGGAAUUCCAUCGGUUUGGCUGAAGGAGCGCUUAAAUUUCGUUGACUUUUUUUUUGUUGUUGUUGUUGUUGUUCAUUUGGGUACAUUAUUUCUGAAAUGUUUUCUCUGUAAUGUUUUAUAAAUUUUUUUUUUUUUUUUUUUUUGGUAAUGUAUUGCCUUACUUUUGAUUCCUAGAUGAAUGGUUGAAAAAGAAAAAAGGAAAAAAAAGAGAAACAUUAAGUUAACAAAUGUAAAACUGCACUGUUUGAAUUGUAAGUUAUUUGUAGAAGACUAAAACAGGGGUAGCAUUCAGCCCACCUAGUGCCUUACCGACUUUUGAGACCGAUUUUUACUGCCAUAUCUGUUUGUGUUCCUCAUCAACAUGUUAAAUCCUAACUAUUGUUCUUUUUAAGAAAAAAAAAAAAAGUAAGAUGUGUAUAUCAUCCACCUUAUGGUUUUAUCAGGGCGGUCCGUCGCACACUGAAUGCGUUGUUCACUAGAAUCUCCAGGUAUAGCGUUUUGUGAUUGAGACGGUGCUCUCGGACGCGGGGAGUAGAUUUGUGCCGAUAUUAAUCUUUUAUUAAGCAUUCCUGGAACGUUCGUUCUGCCUUCAGAUUGGUCCAAACCACGAAGAUGGCUGUCGGAAAAGAAAACAUAGCUAGCAAUUAGCAUGAUUCAUAAUUUUGGGAUAUUAGAGCAUUUAUAUUCAGUCACUCUGAACGUCUACUUCGAGGAUUCCAGGUAUAUUGAUGACUUGAAAGCCUCCAUGCUAACAAUAUUGUGCGUGUUAAACAUAUAUAUAAAUAUAUAUCAUAUAACCGAUUACCGGCACAUUCCUACUUCAGAGAUGUACGCUAGAAAUAAGAGUGCUAACGAUGGAUUGUUUCGUCCUCUCCUUGUUACAGAGGCUAAAAUUAGAAACGAUGGCCUUUAUAAGAAUUUAAAGAAUCAAUAACAGAUCCCCGAUCAGCUGAUUCUCAGUCCCAGUCUCGCCGGUUGCUUCAGCUCAUCGAGAACGACUGAUAUCCUUGAGUUUACAGAGGCGGAGCUUAAAAAAAGAAAAAACAGUUAAUCGUACAAAUCAUGUGACAUCACCACUAUUUUUUUUAGAAAAGCAGCUGAAUGGAAUAAAAUGCUAGUUUUAAUUACACUGUAUAAAAGCUAAGCUAGUUAGCUACCUAAACACUUCAUUGAGCUAAUGUUUAACUAGUUAGCUAACGUUGAUGUUGCCCUAAGCGUUCUGCUAUUACAUAGCUAGCCAAGUGAAACACUGAGCUAGCUAAAUUUAGACUAUUAUAUUAAUACUACGUCAUUAGUACGAGUAGCUCAGUGUAAUUAAAACCAGCAAAGCAAUACGUCGAGCCACAGAGGAGAAGAGUGUUCGUGAUGUCAUACGAUCAGGUUUCUGAUUGGUUGAUCAAAUCUAACUCCGCACUUCGUAAGCUCGGGACUCCUUUUAUUCAGCGUUAAUCUCGGUGAGGAACCGGAAGAGAGAUCUCGUUCACUGCGUACGAUUUCCGUCGUAUCGGUCAUAUCUGUUGUUGUAUCAAGUUGUAACCCCUCCCCCCGCUUUUCCCGGACAAAGUCUCGCUUCUUUUUUUUCGCCUGUCGACAAGCGAGACAGAGAUCAUGAAUACCUCCUCAGUUAUUCGCUACGGUUUUUAGGUUAUGUGUUCAGUUAAAUGAAGCACUGGAAAUAUGGUGGCUAUCUACUUGGUUGAUCUGCAUGUUUAAUUAGGUUUGGAGGCCGCACUGAUGGAUGUGUGUCAAUAAACAUUAUCUUUAUCACCUA